AAAAAAACUUCAACUGUGUUUGUAUCAGAAAAUCAUGGAUAAUAUGCCGCCUGGGUAUCGAUUUUAUCCGACGGACGAGGAGCUGGUAUCUUAUUAUCUGCCCAACAAGCUUGAAAACACCAGGGAUCAUUACCUUAACCAUGUCAUGGAUAGGGUUAUUCCUGUCCUUGAUAUCUACCAUUUCCAUCCAUCAGAACUUCCACAUUAUGCUGGAGAUUGUUGUCAAGGAGAUCCCGAGCAGUGGUUCUUCUUUAUUCCGAGACAAGAGAGCGAGGCGCGCGGAGGGAAACCGAAGAGGCUCACAUACUCUGGUUACUGGAAGGCAACUGGGUCUCCUGGAUAUGUUCAUUCAUCAGAACAUAGAAUAAUUGGAGUGAAAAGGACCAUGGUGUUCUAUGAGGGAAGAGCUCCAACUGGAACCAAAACUGAAUGGAAGAUAAAUGACUAUAAAGCCAUAGAUGGUGAACCACUAUCCUCUACCACUACUUGUGCUCUUGCAUCUCAAAAGUUAAGGCAAGAAUUCAGUUUGUGCCGAGUAUACAAGAAAUCGAAAUCAGUGAGGGCAUUUGACAGGCGUCCAGUGACAGCGAUCAACAAGCCAGCGAUAAUACAAUAUGACCAGGCAAGAACAGCACCUCCAGUAAUAUUAAUGGAGGAGAGAACAACUUCUCUUGACAGUUCAUCCUCAGGGGAUCAUCAUCACAAUCACUGCCCCUCUCAAUCUCAAACUGUGGAAGCUCAUGCUGGAAUCACUACUAUGGGGAUGCAGGCUAUGGAUGAUAUUAAUGAACCUGUGUUGGACUGGAAACUUUUUGACUGGGAACUUUUCGAUAUAUAGUAAAAUGAAGCCAUUUGGAUGGAAUUAACCUUAUGUUUGGAAAUGCAUACUUGGAUGAUUUUGAUAUUAACCUAAUUCAUUGGAUGGAUGAAUGAGACAUUAGUGUUUCAAGUUCUAUUUACAUUCACAAGAGUUUACCAAGGUUUGAUGUAUGGCUUUAGCUUGAAAUAAAGGGAAAUUCCUGCAAUCUAUU
Messenger RNA from Tripterygium wilfordii, 1031 nucleotides. Its product is annotated as NAC domain-containing protein 90-like. Lineage: Eukaryota; Viridiplantae; Streptophyta; Magnoliopsida; Celastrales; Celastraceae. Bases 35 to 838 code for a protein of 267 amino acids. Gene Ontology annotation, biological process: regulation of DNA-templated transcription. The transcript has 3 exons. The record is from RefSeq and is a predicted model, not a curated record. Gene Ontology annotation, molecular function: DNA binding.